This is a messenger RNA of Symbiodinium necroappetens, 859 nucleotides long. NCBI's taxonomy places the organism in Eukaryota, Dinophyceae, Suessiales, Symbiodiniaceae. The record is from the annotation of a GenBank genome assembly.
GCGCCUGGGCGCGCAGGCUGCAGCUGCUGCCGGGGCCGGUGCUGCAUUGGCUGGCCUUGCCGUCCGCUGUGAAGCUGAGGACAAGGCCGAGCGACUCCAGAGCUGGGAAGAUCGUUGGUCCGUGAAUCGGAUCAGCUGGCAUCUGGAAGAUGCCAAUCCGCACCUUCGGAAGUACCUGACCAAGAUCAUCGACCCAGAUGCAUCUGUGGCAAAUGGAAUGGGCCCUCGAAUACUGGUACCUCUGUGCGGAAAGACGGUGGACAUGGUCUAUCUCGCACGCCUCGGCUACCGCGUGGUGGGCGUGGAUGGCGUGCGAAAAGCCAUCGAAGAUUUUGCCAAGGACUUCGGCUUGAAGGUGCCCACUGCCAAAGGGCCGACGAUGCACGUGAACUUCCCGCCGGAGCUGGAGCCAAGUCGCUUCCGGGGACAUGCGGUGCUCAUUCCAGCCGGACCAGAAGAUGGCUCCAGGCACGAGCCUCCUCCACCGGUGAUCUUCGUGGAAGGCGAUUUCCUGGGCCUUGGCCCCGAGCAGGCCAAGGCAUUGGUCCCUUUCGAGGCGGCCUUCGAUCGUGGUGGCUUCGUGGCCGUGGAACCCUGUGACAGACAGCUAUAUGCCGAUACGUUGGGUCAUUUGAUGGCUCCGGGCGGGCGCAUCCUGCUCGUGGCCGUGGAGCAUGACGGCUUUGCCGGCGGAAAGCGUGGUCCACCUUACCAGGUCACGGCCGAAGAAAUGCAGAAGUAUUUCGGUGGCCGCUUCGCUUUGCAGCGCCUGGGAGGCGCUGAGGCCUUGGACGAAGCGCUGAGGGCGCGGGGCGCCACUCGCUUCAUGGAGUCCGUGUACUUGCUCACGAAGAAAUAA